Messenger RNA from Vitis riparia (riverbank grape), 903 nucleotides. RefSeq lists its product as uncharacterized. The record is from RefSeq and is a predicted model, not a curated record. The coding region runs from base 1 to 903 and encodes 300 amino acids. Gene Ontology annotation, cellular component: nucleus; cytoplasm. Lineage: Eukaryota; Viridiplantae; Streptophyta; Magnoliopsida; Vitales; Vitaceae. The transcript is spliced from 2 exons.
AUGUCAGCGGCUCGGAUUCGAGAAACUAUUACUGAGUGUCUCUCUAAAGCUCAAUCAGACUCCCCAGAAGUUCAGCAGAAAGCUCUCCAAACCCUGGCUUAUAUCACCAAGGUGAGUCCCCAAAACAGGAAUUUGCUUGCGCAGUCUGAUGGAGCUAUACCUGCCUUGCUUUCCCUCUCCAGAUCCUCCACCACCCUCCAGGCUCUCUCUUUAUCCAUCCUUUUCUACAUCUCCCUAAACCCUAAGCUGAAGCAGUCUCUUGCAGAGAUGGAAAUCAUUUAUCACCUCAACUCCAUAAUUCUCUCCUUAAGCUCCCCAGAAUCCAGUAGACUAGCUUCCUCUUUGAUCUGCAGCUUGGCAAUGCUAGACAAGAACAAGGCCAAGUUUGGGGUAGCAGGCACCAUUCAGUCACUGGUGACCGCAGUGUCUGAUCCUGGAUGUCCUGCUGCCCAUCAUCUCCUUAGUUCUCUGGCCGAGCUGGUGCAGUUCCACGGAAACUGCACCUUAGCAGUCCGCUCAGGAGCUGUACCGGUCCUGAUCCAAGCAGCGCAAAGCAAUAACAGUGAGGACCUGGCUGGAACUUCUCUUGCUAUUCUGGGACUCCUUGCUAGGUUUGAAGAAGGGUUAAACGCCUUGAGGAAAACUGACCAGAUUGUGAAUUCAAUGGUAGACGUGUUGAAAGGGAGGUGCAUGUUGAGUAAGGAAGGUGCCGCAGAAAUCCUCCUCCGGCUGUUCGAUGAAAGCGAGGGCUGUGUGAGAGAUGCUUUGAGGCUGCCGGAGUUCCCAACUGUGCUGGCUGAUCUUUCUAUACGGGGAUCAGCGAGAGCUCGAGAGAAGGGUUUUUCGCUGUCUGGUCGUGUAUAUGCAGCAGCCAUAAUCAUGCUGAGAAUGCAGAUGAAUUGA